Funneliformis mosseae is the source of this 333-nucleotide messenger RNA. The record is from the annotation of a GenBank genome assembly. Lineage: Eukaryota; Fungi; Glomeromycota; Glomeromycetes; Glomerales; Glomeraceae.
UCAUUGAAACAGCUCACACAGGAAGUGCCACCUCCAACAUAUGACUUUCAUUAUCAUUACCAUUUUAGUGAGACCACAAAUAUAACAAAAGAUGACAUGAAAGAGGAGGAAAGGAAAUGGACGCAAGUAGAUGUGGAACGUCAUCUUGAUUUUUUUCUUUCUUUGUGUGCAAAGAAAAGACAAUUAUUCGAAGAGUUGGUUUCGGUUUACAUCCAAUCGUCAGAUUCAAUUCAAAAGAUGAUUCGUAAUUAUUCACAAAAAAUGAUUGAUACAAUCGGGUUGGCUGGAUUAUUAGAGUUAUUCCAAACUUUCCCAAGCGGAGCAGAAGAUUUU